AGAUCAUCGUGUUGGCUCAGGGUGAAGACGUUCCAGUAAGGAAUACGUGUGCCUCAGUCGGCGAUGAUUGUCUCCGUUCAUGGAUGCUCAGCAUCAAGCGAGGAUAUCUAGAAGGCGCUGCUUCAUUCGAGGUCAGACUAAAGAAGUGUGAUCGGGAAAAACAGUGGAAGGCAUCGCUUCAAUUGCUCCACGAAGCGAUUCAAUCACGCGUGGAAUUAAUCCCACGUCACUACGUUGUGAUAAUCAGCAUUUGCAGAAGAUGCGGGCAGUGGCAACGGGCGCUGUCGCUCUUCCGUGAGAUGUGCGAGUCCAAGGUGGAGCAGAAUGUCAUCAUCACCUAUAGUGCAGCGAUCAGCGCGUGCGAGAAAGGCGAGCAGUGGCAACGGGCGCUGGCGCUGCUGAGCGAGAUGUGGGAGGCGAAGGUGGAGCCUAACGUCUUUCUACAGCGCUGGGAUCAGCGCGUGCGAGAAGGGCUCUCAGUGGCAGCGGGCGCUGGCGCUGCUGAGCGAGAUCCGGGAGGCGAAACUGGAGCCCCACCUCCAGUCAGCUACAACGCUGGUAUCAGUGCGUGCGAGAAGCGUGAGCAGUGGCAGCGGUCGCUGGCGUUGCUGAGUGAGAUGUGUGAGGCGAAGCUGGAGCCCGACAUCAUCAGCUACACCGCUGGGAUCAGCGCGUGCGAGAAAGGGCUCUCAGUGGCAGCGGGCGCUGGCGCUGCUGAGCGAGAUGGGGAAGGCGAAGCUGGAGCCCAACGUCAUCAGCUACAGCGCUGGGGUAAGCUCCUGCGAGAAGGGCGAGCAGUGGCAGCGAGCACUGUCACUGCUCAGCAAGAUCGGGGAGGCAGAGCUGGAGCGCCUUCAAAGCUCGUGCAGAUCGUGGACGUGGUCAGCCUUAGUCAGCUACAGCGCUGGGAUCAGCGCGUGCGAGAAGGGCUCUCAGUGGCAGCGGGCGCUGGCGCUGCUGAGCGAGAUGUGUGAGGCGAAGCUGGAACCCAACGUCAUCAAUCUACAACGCUGGGAUCAGCGCGUGCGAAAAAGGCAAGCAGUGGCAGCGGUCGCUGGCGCUGCUGAUCGAGAUGCGUGAUGCGAAGUUGGAGCCCACUGUCAUUAGCUACGUCGCUGAGAUCUUCUCGUGUGAGAGGUGCGGCCAGUGGCGGCAGGCGUUGGCGCUGCUCGGCGAGAUGUGGGAGAUGGAUUUGGAGCUGAACAAAAAAAGUUACAACCUGGGUGUCACAACGUAUGAGAGGUCGUCUUGCAACUCUGCAGGAUUCCCAGGCUGCCUUGGGAUCGGUCUUUCGCAUUUCCGAGUAUCUUGCGAAGCACUCAGCGUGUGGUACCCAGCUGGGCAACCAUUGUAAUUACCCGAACGGACAUCCGUAUUUUGAACUUGGCAGCGGCAUUUGAUCGCGCAGGAAGCAGUUUGGGAAACCCUAACCUGGGUUUGCCCUGGCUUGCUACAUCGGCAGGAUCAGCACGCGUGACCGAGGCUGGCAUUGAAAGCUGGCCCUGCCCCGCUGGUCAGCGAGAUGUUGACUGCGAGGCUGGACCCCGAUGUCGACAGCUGUCCAGCGAGAGGGGGGAAGCGAAGCCGGAGCCCAACGCCAUGCGUUCCGCUAUGCUACCCAGCUGCGCGCGUGCGAGAAAACAGCGCCUACUGUGGCAGCGGGGUCGAGGCGGGGCGCCCGCCACCGCUCCCCUCGCCCACCCUCUCGAGGCCCCUCCCUCCUCCCCCUCCUCAGUAUGCAGCAGCAGCCGAGGCGAAGUCCGGUGUCAACGCCAUCACGAAAGCCUUUCGGCAUCAUGUCUGCCUUGGCCCAAUCGCGCUAUCUCGGACAGAUCUCGUGGCCAGUAGGCCACGGGUACAAAAUAAUCAGCUAGGACCAGCGCGCGCGAGAGGGGCGAGCAGUUGCAAGGGGCGCUGGCGCUGCUGUGCGAUAUGCUGGAAGCGAAGGUGGAGUCCGACGUCAUCAGCUGCAACGCUGUGGUUUGAACAAGUGGAUAUAGUGGGCAGUGGUAGCAGCCGCUGUCAUUAUACUUAUGACGUUGCAGCACCAGGGUGUACAACAAAAUUCGUCUAGUUUUGCAGGUGCUAUCGCUGCGCGCGGUCGCCGUGAGAACUGACAGCAGGCGCUGCUAUCAUGUUUAAAAAGCCGGCGUGGCAAGGUGGAGCCAGAGACGUGGAGCCGCAGUGCCACCAUCAGGGCUUUGGUCAAGGGUCUUUUGCGCGGCAA
Molecule: messenger RNA, 2227 nt
Organism: Prorocentrum cordatum
Lineage: Eukaryota; Dinophyceae; Prorocentrales; Prorocentraceae
Source: the annotation of a GenBank genome assembly